Messenger RNA from Penicillium oxalicum, 1161 nucleotides. RefSeq lists its product as uncharacterized. Gene Ontology annotation, biological process: meiotic DNA double-strand break processing; meiotic DNA double-strand break formation; reciprocal meiotic recombination. Gene Ontology annotation, cellular component: nuclear chromosome. The record is from RefSeq and is a predicted model, not a curated record. The coding region runs from base 1 to 1161 and encodes 386 amino acids. The transcript has 7 exons. Gene Ontology annotation, molecular function: ATP binding; DNA topoisomerase type II (double strand cut, ATP-hydrolyzing) activity; DNA binding. NCBI's taxonomy places the organism in Eukaryota, Fungi, Ascomycota, Eurotiomycetes, Eurotiales, Aspergillaceae.
AUGUCUCUGCCGCUUGUUCGAUUGCCCUCAGAUGGCCUCACCCCGGACGAAAGCCAGAAUCUCGUGCGCAGGUUCAUUGACAACGUCCUCGUUGAUCUACUUGACCAACUCUCUCUCUGCCCAUCUGAAGGAAGACCAUCGAUUACCCUCCGUCGCAGAUCCGGCCAAACACGAUGCACAAUCAAUCCAAAGACCGGAGCCCUUGAGUCGAGUAUCCACGCUGACACCUGUCUCUCCUAUUCAUGGCCCGGAAGAACAGCCUUUGAAUCGUGGAAGUUCACCGUGAUUCUCCGGAUAUUGUCCAUUAUUGAUGAGAUACUUCACACGGGCCAAUUGGUCUCGAAGAGGGAUAUUUACUAUAUCGACCCGGCAUAUUUCAAGUCGCAGCAGACCGUCAACACUAUAAUCGACGAUCUCGCUUUCACAAUUGGUGUGGACAGGACAUUCUUGAAUGUUGAAGCAGCCAGUAAAGGUCUCGUCGCCGGACGCUUCAGACUCGAGCGUGAGGGUACUAUCAUUGUGGAUGCGAAUAGCGGCGAAGACACGACAAUCCCUCGGGUGCAAGAUUCCGAUGUCAUCGAGAUUGAGAGGGCUCGAUGGAUCUUCAUAAUCGAGAAGGAGGCAGUCUUCCACCGGCUGGCCCGAAGCAAUUACCCUAAUCGAGCGAUUUCAGGCGAUGGAAUAUUGUUGACAGGCAAAGGCUAUCCAGAUAUUAGUACGCGCGAGUUUGCGCAUCGACUCUAUCUCAUUUCCAGAAAAUACGAGCGGCCGCCACGUUUUUAUGCCUUGGUGGACGGCGAUCCGCAUGGGAUGGCCAUUAUGUCCACGUACAAGUAUGGGUCCAUGGCACAUCUUCACGAGAAUGCCAAAUUGAGUCUUCCGGGUCUAGCGUGGCUGGGUAUUAGGGUUGCCGAUGCAAUCCUGGUGUCUGAAUCUCCUGGUGCUGGUCAAAUCCUCUCUCUGACGGCCAGUGACCGGAGAAAGAUUCUCGCCAUGCUUCGUAACAACCCAGUGUGGGCAAGUGACGGGCCAGAGCGGGAAUGGGUGGCUGAAUUACAGCGCAUGUUAUUGUUGAACGUCAAGUCGGAGAUUGAGAUGUUAUAUGAUCAAAAUGGUGGUCUUGAGGCUUGGAUUGAUCGUAAGUUGUUUCGUCAAGCGUGA